AUGGCCCUCCCCCUCCCCGCCGCCCGCCACUCCGCCUUCCGCGCAUGCAGUAGCGCGGAGGGGGAAGGAGGGCGGGGGAAGCAGAAGGCGGAGCUGGGGGAAGGGCAGCAUGCUGGUGGUGCAGCCGCGCCCCCAUCCGCGCUGGCUGCUGCGCGCCAAGCUCAUGCUAGUGGUGCAGCCGCGCCCCCAUCCGCGCUGGCUGCUGCGCGCCAAGCUGGGAGAGGCGCUGCGAUUGGGUCGUUCUUUGGCAGUGGCACCAUAGAGAGCAUUGCCGCUCAUGUGCAUGCUUCACACACCAUGGGCGUACCAGUGGAGGCAGUAUUCGUAAAUGCUGCUCUCUCAGGCGUACAGCAACGGAAUCUGGAGGCUGCGUGGGGCCUUUCGGUGGUGGACAGGGUGGGGCUGAUCAUUGAGAUCCUUGGAGCUCGUGCAAACAGCGGACCCUUCACCUCGAUUCUCCCCCUUGCGGCCCUCUUCCUGCCCCCUCUUUCACCACCUGCUCCCCUUAAGGCCGCAUGGGGUCUGCCGGUGGUGGACAGGGUGGGGCUGAUCAUUGAGAUCCUUGGAGCUCGUGCAAACAGCUGGCCCUUCCACUCCCUUACUCCCCCUUUUUUCCCUCUUCCUUCCUCCUCUUUCGCUCCUUCUCCUUCCCACCUGCCCUCUCCAAAGGCCGCAUGGGGCCUGCCGGUGGUGGACCGGGUGGGGCUCAUCAUUGAGAUCUUUGGAGCUCGUGCAAACACACGAGAGGCCAAGCUGCAGGUCGAGAUGGCAGGUUUGGAGUACCAGCGCAGCCGGCUGGUUCGGCAGCGAGGCUCGGGGGGCUGCAGGCUUGGGUUUGGUUCGGGAGGGGAGCAGCAGGUGGUGAGUGCGCGAGGGAGGGCGGCAGGCGGGCGGGGCUUUUUGGCUGGAGCAGGGGAGAGCGAGCUGCAGCUGCAGAGGCGACGAAUAGCGGAGAAGCAGCACAAGCUGAGGCAGCAGAUAGCGCAAGUGAGGAGGACACGUGGCCUGCACCGAUUGGCCCGCAGACGAGCCUGCUGGGAGGGCGGAGGGAAGGGGCGAGGGCUGCCGGUGGUGGCGGUGGUGGGCUAUACGAACGCAGGCAAGUCAACGUUGGUGACAGCACUUUCACAGUCGCCCCAAUACAUUGAUGAUCGGCGCAGGGUGCUUCUGAGUGACACAGUGGGGUUUAUCUCCGACCUGCCCCAUCAGCUGGUGGAGGCGUUUCAUGCGACGCUGGAGGAGGUGGUCGAGGCCGACCUGCUGCUGCAUGUGGUGGACGCGUCAGCACCAGACAUGCAUCAGCAGCGGCAGGCGGUGUUGCAAGUCCUGACGCAGAUGGGGGUGCCUGUGGAUCCAGGCAUGGCCGCUGACGUCAGCAUGGCUGCUAGGGGAAGCAGCAUGGGUGUGCAUCAUGGUGGUUAUGGUGUGGACGGUUCAAGAAUGCAUAGUUACGGCAGCUGGAAAGAGGGGAGGUUCUUUACUCAUCCACACAUCAUCGAAGCUUGGAACAAGGUGGACCUCCUCCCUCCCUCGCACCCCCUGCUCUCCGGCUCGUCCAUUCUAGAGUCACAUCUGCAUAAGAGCACACUAGACCCGGCUGUAGCACUGUCCAAAUCCCAGGAUCCGUUACAAUCACAAGAGGCUUCGUUAAUGAGAAAUCCUGCGCUGCAACAAGAACUCGAGGCGGAUAGUGCAGGAGUGCAGAUAGGAGAGGGAAGCGGGCGGGUGCACGUUUCUGAGACACUCAGGCUUGGUGGUGGGAGUGGGUCGGGCAAUGUACGGAGUGAAGCUUGGGGUAUCCCUGAUCCCCAGCUGGAGGAGCAGGAUGAGCAUGGUGAGGAGGAGGUGGAGGAGGAGGUGGAGGAGGAGGUGGAGGAGGAGGUGGACGAUGAGGAAGAGGAAGAGGGAAGUGACGAGGAAGAGAAGGGUGAUGAGGAAAGGGAGGAUGGGUGUGUUGAGAGAGUGCGUGCCGAGGAGGAGGAAUAUAGGCUGGGUCAGCUCGAAUUACAGCUCCAAAUUUAUUGCUCAGCCAAUCUCCUCUCUUUCCCAGCCAUGCCCAAGUUUCGAAGUUUCGCCGCACCUACAGCUGGGCUGGGCAGCGGCCAGCCCAGUCAGCCACCUGUCCACCAACCAAUCCUUGCCGACGAAGAGCCUCAGGGAACUCCAGAUUCCAAAUCGCGAAGCACCAUACGCCCCCAGCCCAGAGGAGCAGCAGCUGAGCUGACCUGUCCAUCCCCGUCCUGA
This is a messenger RNA of Closterium sp. NIES-65, 2244 nucleotides long. The record is from the annotation of a GenBank genome assembly. Lineage: Eukaryota; Viridiplantae; Streptophyta; Zygnematophyceae; Desmidiales; Closteriaceae.